This is a messenger RNA of Saccostrea cuccullata (small rock oyster), 1244 nucleotides long. RefSeq lists its product as uncharacterized. The record is from RefSeq and is a predicted model, not a curated record. Bases 264 to 1133 code for a protein of 289 amino acids. Lineage: Eukaryota; Metazoa; Mollusca; Bivalvia; Ostreida; Ostreidae. The transcript has 10 exons.
GAUGUUAUGACUGUGAUGGCGUGACGUCAGUGAAUGAUUGCAACGCAACGAGGUACUGUCCAAGUCUAGACCAUAAAUGCGUUAUAUCCGAAUCAUAUGGAGCAGACUUCUCUCUUGUAUACAAACUUGGAUGUGCAGCAUCUGACGUGUGUAGAAAUAAUUUUGGAUACGACACUUCUCUGGUAGUGAUAGGACGUGAAGAACCAGACAAAAGAGCGACACUGAACGGCAAGUGCUGCGACACGGAUUUGUGCAACACUCACAUGCAAAAGAGGGACACAAAAACACGUCGACAAAUUGCUACAAACAAUGCGAGUUCGAUAUGCACUGAUAUAGACUCUGCAGCGUGUCUAAGACUCAGUAAAAUCAAACAGGGUAUGUGUAAUGACCCUUGUAUGGCCAAAGCCUGUGCAAGAACCUGUGGAAACUGCGUUGGCUGUUAUUCGUGUAGUCACGUGACUAAGACAGAGACGUGCAACAACAUGGUCGGCUGUCUUCCAGGAGAGAAAUGCUACACUCUGGAAACUCUAACUUCCGCCGGAGAACAUGGAUAUAAACUCGGAUGUGUUCACGAAAAUGUGUGUUCGAGUUUCCAUAACCAGGCUGGUCAUAUAUUUGGUCGGCGGAGUGAUCCGCUGGAGUUGUCCCUGAAUGGCGACUGUUGUGAGGGGCCUCUGUGUAACCACCACGCUCUGGUCCACCCCACACCAGCCACCGGCUUAUCAGGUUGUUUGUAUCUGUCGGAGGACCACCACUGUCCAGUGGGUUUUGAGCUCAAUGCUGGACGAUGUUACCUGGUGGGGGAUGAGAGGUACAACUUUACAGAGGCUCAGGCUUUCUGUGCGUUCCACUGUUCUAAGUUGGCAGAGGAUUUAACAGUUCAUGACGUAAUGGAUCUCCGAGGUGUCGUUGACGAUAAUUAUGUUCUCAUCGGAGCUGUUGAUCCAAACCACACCGGAAACUUUGUUUGGAAGACGUCUGGUCGCCCGGUUCCCCAAGUGACUCACAAUGGAGAUCGUUAUUCGGAUAACACAUGCGCAACACUGCAUUUUUCAAGACGUGAUAACCCAAUCGUGUUUAGUUCAUAUUGCCACUACCAUUAUAGACCAUUGUGUCAAGCUGUUAUGAAAUAAAGAGAUGGGAUAUAUAUGUCUCGAUAAGUCAGAAAACAGGAAGACUCUGCAUUUCAGAAAAGUCACUGAUCUUUGGUUCUUUCUUUUGUGUACUAUAUUUGGCUUAAUGUC